AUGGCCACACAGCCAGACUAUAAACCAGCACCAAGACACAACGACAUCACCGCCCCCCGCAGUGGGUUCCCCUUGCCGCACACUCACUGUGAUGGAAGUCUCAUCUUCUCCCCUCUUUAUUCCCCCGCAGUCGGGGAGGUCGAAGAGCUGGAUUACCUCGGGCAUCGCGCUGCUCUGCCCCUCAUGGGCAGCUUUGUGCCGUGGCUCUACUACUCCUUCUACUGCUCGCCCCAGCCACGCCUCGUCUACCUGGUCAUCGUGUGUGUGCUGGGAAUCACCGCCAUCCUCGUCUCCCAGUGGAACCCCUCUUCGCCAUCGCCAGACGUGGGACCAGAUCCUUCUGUAACCAGAGCGCUGGUCGGGCUGGUCAGGACGGCCAUCGGCCCAGAGGACGGGCCGGCAGCCGACAUUGGUGUGGCCAUCAAACGCCCGCUGCGGCCAUCCCAGGAGAGUAGAGCCGACUCUUCCCCCCUCUGUACUGGUUACAGCCCGGAGUCAGAGUGGAGUGAAUGGUCGGCGUGGUCUCCUUGCACCGUCAGCUGUAAGGAAGGCGUCCAGCAGCGGAGACGGGUCUGUCUCGGCAGCAAGGAAUGUCACGGUGAAGAGAAGCUGCAAGCUCGCUCCUGCAUCGACCAGCCCUGCUGUGCAGUGGAUGGAGGCUGGAGCUCCUGGACUCCUUGGGGCCCCUGCUCGGUGACCUGUGCUGUCGGGGGGCAAGAGAGACACCGAACCUGCACCCAGCCCCAACCCCUCUGUGGGGGGAGAUGUCACGGAGAGGCUGAUCAACGUCAGAGCUGUAACACCCAGCAGAUCUGCCCCACUCAUGGGGCCUGGGCACCCUGGGGUGAGUGGGGCCCCUGCACCAGCACCUGUCGUCCAGACGGGCCGGGACCAGUCCCCUCCCGCAGCCACAGACGGACCUGCAGCCAACCAGCCCCCUCCGUGAUCCCCGCCGGUCAAAGCUGCCCCGGACUGGACGUCGACUCCGGCCCCUGCCCCUCCCUGCCCUUCUGCCCUGUGGCCGGGAGCUGGGGGGCCUGGUCACCCCCUACCCCCUGCCCAGUGACGUGCGGGGUGGGGCGGCUGGAACGACACAGGGCCUGCGAUAGCCCCUCACCCAGGCACAAUGGACACCCCUGCCCAGGGUCCACACACGACCACGACUUAUGUAACACCGGCCAGCCCUGUCCUGUGGACGGUGUGUGGUCAGUAUGGGGAGAGGGGGAGCUCUUGUGAACGCAAGGGCUUCAACAUCAGGUGCAAGUUUUACCGCGGGAUGGGCAGGAGAGAGGCCG
Messenger RNA from Leucoraja erinaceus (little skate), 1295 nucleotides. RefSeq names its product properdin-like. Gene Ontology annotation, cellular component: membrane. The transcript is spliced from 8 exons. Lineage: Eukaryota; Metazoa; Chordata; Chondrichthyes; Rajiformes; Rajidae. The coding region runs from base 1 to 1236 and encodes 411 amino acids. The record is from RefSeq and is a predicted model, not a curated record.